AUGGACGACCGGCUCAAGGCGCAGGUCGCCGUGCUGCGCGCCGCCGAAAUCCCGCGGGCCGUCCUUCUCUUCGACGACGCUGUCCUCGAGGGCGUCUCCACAGGCCCGGCCAAUGCGUGUGGCACCAAGGACUAUGCGAACGCGACGUUAAUGUGCUUGGCGCACACGACGACCUUUGUCCGAGCGCUGUGCCACGAAGGCAAGCACUUGGUGACCAAGGACACGGUGAACUAUGACGAGUCUCUCGUCUGGGCCUUCGACAAAGGCAACCGCGAAGACGCGGCCAGCUACUUCCUGCAUCUCAUGGGUCAAGUGCAAGGCAUUUCGGACGUGCCAGCGCAGACCCCCACGACGACGUACCUCCAAGGCGCCAUCUGCACCGUCUGCAACAUGCAAUUCGAAACGAAGAAGGAGAUCGAUGUGGUCGCCAUCGACGCCACCGAGCCGACCACCGCUGCGCUCGACGCCUUCAUGGCACCCACGUGCGUUCUCGUGUCGGCCAAGGUCCUUGUCGUCAAGAUCAACCGGUUCAACGGCUUUGGUAAGAAGGACAUGAGCAGCGUCGCCCUCCUCGACCACGUCUCGUUCGCGUACCGCCUCUCGGCGUUUGUGGCCCACGAAGGCGAGAGUCUUGCCCAAGGCCAGUAUGUGGCGCACGUCUGUGGCCUUCAGCGACAGUGGUUCCGCACCAGCGACUUGGACGUCAUUGAAAUUGCAACCGCGGAGGCCUACAAGACGGACGCAGUUCGCAUAUGUCACGACUAG
Molecule: messenger RNA, 765 nt
Organism: Saprolegnia parasitica CBS 223.65
Lineage: Eukaryota; Oomycota; Saprolegniomycetes; Saprolegniales; Saprolegniaceae
Exons: 5
Coding region: 1-765 (254 amino acids)
Biological process (GO): protein deubiquitination
Molecular function (GO): cysteine-type deubiquitinase activity
Source: RefSeq, a predicted model, not a curated record